CCUGGUUUAUGAGGGAAAAUGUAUCGUCUCGGCCAACAGUCUGUCUCCAAGAUCGCCUUCAAUUCCUUUUUAUCCGCUGUGCCACGGGAAUAUUUUCAUUUUACGAGACAAUAUAAUAAAAACUGGUCGAGUAUUGGCUGAUUUUUGAUCAAUUAUACAUUUUUCUGCACGAAAAUGCCGAGGACCAAGAAGAAGAAAAGCAGGGGGGGCCAGCAUGGACAGGUGCAGCCUUUCAGUGAUGAGGAUGCCUCAAUUGAGACCCUCAGUCAUUGCAGCAGCUACAGUGACACUGCCAGUGUCGCAGAUGAAGGUGGCGAGGCCGGUGAAGAUGCAGCCCUGGAGGAUUUCCAGUACAAACUGAAGGGGUUCAUAGAUAGCACGGUCGAUAAGAGUGCCAAGACCAGACAAGGGGCACUUGAUGGGCUUAAGACUGCGAUGGCCACACGGAUCCUGUAUGAGUUCAUCUCGGAGAGGAGGAUGACAAUCACAGACAGCAUUGAACGCUGUCUCAAGAAAGGCAAAGGCGACGAGCAGCGAGCAGCAGCUUCUUUAGCCUGCCUGCUGUGUAUCCAGCUGGGCUCGGGCAUCGAGAGCGAGGAGGUGUUCAAGACCCUGAAACCCAUCUUCAAAAACAUCCUGGCAGAUGGAUCAGCCAACAUACAAGCCAGACAGGCUGUGGCGACAAGUCUGGGUCUCUGUACGUUAGUGGCAGAAGAUGACAUUUUGGACGUGCAUGCUACCAUGGAGUGCUUCGAGAACCUGUUCACCCGAUCCUAUGCGAGGAUGGAUGGCACCUGUCCUUUGAUCAGUCCCCAGACGAGCCAGCUCCACACCAACGCCCUGCUGUCCUGGGCUCUGCUGCUCACCAUCUGCACUGCCAACCAGCUCAAAGACAUCCUGCGCAAACACCUGCCAAAACUGCCAAGAUUGCUGGAAAGUGAAGAUGUCAAUAUGAGAAUUGCUGCAGGGGAGACCAUUGCCCUGCUCUUUGAGUUGGCCAGAGACAUGGACACUGAGUUUGAGUUUGAUGACUGGGAUGAACUGUGUGACAAACUGAACGCGUUGGCCACUGACUGUAACAAGCACAGAGCCAAGACGGACAAGAGGAAGCAGCGGUCGGUGUUCAGGGACGUACUCAAGGCUGUUGAGGAGAGUGACUUCCAGCCUGAGACCAUCCGCUUUGGGACCGAGCGCAUGACCAUUGACAGCUGGGUCAGAAAGAGGACUUAUGAUGCCUUCAGGGAGUUUGUGGGCUCUGGGAUGAACUACCAUCUACAGGCAAAUGAAUUCAUCAGAGACGUGUUUGAACUGGGACCACCGAUGUUGGUUGAUUCAGCCACAAUCAAGGCCAUGAAAAUCUCUCGCUUUGAAAGGCAUCUCCACAACUCUGCUGCCUUCAAGGCUCGGACCAAGGCCAGAAGCAAGUUCAGGGACAAGAGGGUGGAUGUGGGAGAAUUUUAAUCUUUUAUUUAAAUUUUUAUUUUUUCACUCUUAAUACCCUAUUUAUCAGGCUUUCCUGCUUUUUAGAUGAAUUACCACGACUUUGUUUCCAUGUGGAAGUCUAUGUUUUGAUUAUCAAACACUCGCUCUGUAGACUUGAAAGGUGGCUUCAUCACACACGCUCUGCUCUCGCAUGGGACAAAACACUCUUUUAUAGCCUUUCAAAUCUGUAGGAAGGGAGCGUUCGAUAAUCAAACGGUGGGUUUUGCAUAGAGAAUAACUUUAUGUAUGUAUGUAUUUAUGUAUGUAUCCACAUAAGCAGUGGUGUUGUACAUAUAGUGUAUAUUUCUUUGCUCCUCCAUGUUAAUAUUCAUUAUGUGGCCUUUUUGAUUUUGUUUUUAACAUAAAUUAUAUAAUUUUGCCAGCAUUUGUGUUGCACCAUGUAGUUCUUGUUAGCUCAUAGCAAUAUUGUGACUGAUCUAAAUUAAGUUACACUUCCUUGUUAACCCUUAGGGGGAUAUUUCUGUACGACCUCGGUGAAUAUUGUGUUGUCCUUUCUUUUCUCUUUUUUUUGGGUAUGUAAUCUAAAAAGGCAAGGAUGGUGAAAUAAACACUGAAAAGCUGUUAGAAAUGAA
Messenger RNA from Cottoperca gobio, 2075 nucleotides. RefSeq names its product interferon-related developmental regulator 1 (gene ifrd1). The transcript is spliced from 12 exons. The coding region runs from base 175 to 1461 and encodes 428 amino acids. The record is from RefSeq and is a predicted model, not a curated record. Gene Ontology annotation, cellular component: nucleus. Lineage: Eukaryota; Metazoa; Chordata; Actinopteri; Perciformes; Bovichtidae.